AUGGCCCCUGACGCUGGCACUCGUGGGGUGAUUGAAACCCUCCCCGGAUCCUUACCCAUGUCUGUUGUGCCGGAUGAUGUGAACCCUGAGCUCGUCGCGGUUUCGUGCAUCUCAUGUCUGCAUUCGCUCACCGAUGCUGACUUCAUACGUGAUGCGCUGUGGAAGGACCUAUACGCUCUAACAGGACUUCCAAGAACAUUUUCGACCGCGAAAGCAAUAGAAACAGCUUGGAACGACGUUUUCAGCACCCAUAAACCUUUUGACUUCACGUUCACUCCAGGGACAGCGGAGGUUGUGCGGAAAACUCCCAAAUUAUCCUGGGUGGAAGGUAGAUUUACGUUCCGCACAAAAAGUUGCCCAGCGUCUUUCUGUUCCGGAAUGGUCUCGCUCGUACCCGAUGGAGGAAACACAUGGAAAAUAUGGAUAUUGAGGACCAUUCUCGAGCGGCUUGAAGGGCAUCCUGAUGUCGAUGUACCAAAUCCACAGACACCGAUCAUCAACUGGGAAGCCAACGAGUUUGACUGUCUGGUUGUGGGUGCUGGCCAGUGUGGAUUAUCCACUGCGGGACGGUUGCAGUCAUUGGGGGUUAACUACCUUCUGAUUGAUAAGAACGAUAACAUCGGGGAUAACUGGCUUUUGAGAUACGACUCAAUGAAGUUACACACUGUCAGAGCGUAUGCGCACCUCCCAUUUGAGCGGACGUUUUCUGGCGACUCCUAUCCAGAGCUCCUGUCCAAGUACGAUCUUGCCAAGUGCUAUAAAGGUAUGGGCCGACAAGCUCGGCAUUGUGAGUCCAAGGGCUUGGUCCUCCUUUCUGUUGACUAUAAAUCUGCAUCUCAAUGGAAGGGCAAAUCAGCAGUGGUUGUGGGGUCUGCGAACACAGCUCAUGAUGUAUGUGACGACAUGGUCGAAGCCGGCCUCUCCUCCGUCACAAUGGUACAGAGGGGACAGACAUUCAUCCUGCCUUUUGAAUACUACCAGCAAGGAGCCAUGAGUAAGUUAACGGAUGCGAUACAUGAGAUGUUGAUGUCAAACAGCCCUAACAAACAACAAGCGAGAUACAACGAUACCUUUCCCACGAACCUAGCCGACAGGAUUGAAUAUUCGACGCCGCUUUCAAUAGUCAACAAAAUCGUCACGCCCCGUUUUAAUGACAUGAUGAGUCAAGAUACCGAACGACUCGACGCUCUAGAGCGUGUGGGGUUCAGAGUGAAAAGAUGCGGCAAUCCGUUAUCUACAUUAUACGAGGAGGGCGGCCGGCACAUCGGCGAAGGUUGCCCAGCGUUUGUGAAGUCAGAUGCCGUGAUAACCGGAUACAGUAAAGAUGGCCUCAUAUUUAAUGAUGGCUCCGAACUUAAAGCCGAUAUCAUCCUCCUGGCGACAGGGUUUGAAAUGUCCUUUGGUCCCACCAUUGCUAGAAUCCUGGGUGCUGAUGUCGCGGCCCAGCUUGAGGAGUUUUGGGGGCUUGACGAAGAAGGCGAAGUUCGAGGGGCGUGGAAACCGCUUGGCCAACUCUUAGAUCCUGGAUUAUGGUAUAUGGGUGGUCCCUUCGGACAUAGUCGUUUCUUCUCUCGAUUCGUGUCCAUGCAAAUCAAAGCGGAGCUGGCUGGAACGCCGCUGGCCGUUUACCGCCGCACACCAAAUAAUGAGGGCACUGCCAAAGAAAACGUCAAGCUCGAAAUUGGCUUCCAUAUCUGGGUUACAAACCCUAAUUCAGUAAAGCGCCUAGUCACUAUACAGCUAAACCAAUGUUACCGCUUGAACAGACAACAGCUACAUGUACUAUCGGACCAGCAGAGCAGCGGACAUUCUUUUAUUGAUAGCCCGUCAUGA
Messenger RNA from Histoplasma mississippiense, 1833 nucleotides. RefSeq lists its product with no specific name. The coding region runs from base 1 to 1833 and encodes 610 amino acids. The record is from RefSeq and is a predicted model, not a curated record. The transcript has 12 exons. Gene Ontology annotation, molecular function: flavin adenine dinucleotide binding; monooxygenase activity. Lineage: Eukaryota; Fungi; Ascomycota; Eurotiomycetes; Onygenales; Ajellomycetaceae.